This is a messenger RNA of Chenopodium quinoa (quinoa), 2585 nucleotides long. RefSeq names its product pentatricopeptide repeat-containing protein At2g06000-like. The record is from RefSeq and is a predicted model, not a curated record. NCBI's taxonomy places the organism in Eukaryota, Viridiplantae, Streptophyta, Magnoliopsida, Caryophyllales, Amaranthaceae. Gene Ontology annotation, molecular function: protein binding. The transcript is spliced from 2 exons. The coding region runs from base 316 to 2043 and encodes 575 amino acids.
GCACGUUUGGGUUAAGAAACCUACCCAAACUCAUUCAAACCCGAAUACAAACUUCACCUUCUUCGACUACCUCAGUUCUUACCUUCCAAACUUCAACCAACACCCUCUACGACUCUCUCUCUUUCUCUCUCCUCCCAUCGCCGCCGGAGUCACUGCCAUCUCCGGCACCUUCAAGCACCUCUAAUGUCCCAACACAGAUCGCAAGUAUCUCAAACUACCCAUUUUUAGAUUCCCCAAAAAUCGAUGGAAAAACCCAUCAAAAACCCUCAAAUUUAACUCCAUUGUUGAGCUCAUUGACAAACUAUUAAGCUUUUGAUGCUUGGGUACAAAUUUAGCAACGACAAUCCAAAUCCCAUGAUAUUUGGGUACAAAUUUCCGUUUCUCUCUCAUCAUAGGGUUCGAGCCUCGAAGCUUGCCUUCUUUCUUCCCCACUUUCACUCUUUAUCUUCUUCUGUUGUUGCAGGAUCUCGUGCUAAUUUUCGCGAGGUAAUUCAAUACCCUUCUGAACGUUGGUUUGUUAAAGUGAUCUGUACCCUUUUUUGUUUUCAAUCGCAUUGUUUGGAUUUGCAUUCGGAUUAUCUUGUUAAGGGUGUAACCCCAUUGAUUGCUUUUGAAGUUGUUAGAAGAUUGGAUGAUUGUAAUAAUAUUAGGAAUACCGAAUUGGCAUUGCGAUUUUUUGAGUUUAGUAGGGUGAAAUUGAAUUUAAUUCAUACUUUUGGGACUUAUAAUUACAUUUUGAGGUCACUUUGUCAAAUGGGUCAUUAUGAUUCUGCUAAUUUGGUUCUUGAUUGGAUGAUGGUUGAUGGGCAUUGGUUGAAUUCGUCGUUUUCGGGUUUUUUGGUGGGGUUGUUUUCGGAUUCAGGAAGAUUUGACAUUGCCCAGAAAUUGCUUGCUCAAGUAAAUUGUGGAGAGAAAGAUGGGGAUCCUUUUGUGUGUAAUAAGUUUUUGAAUGGGCUGGUUAAACAAAAUAGAGUAGACGAGGCUGUUAGUUUCUUUAGUGAGCAGAUGAUAUCGAAAUCGUGCUUAGAUGUUUGUAGCUUUAAUAUAAUGAUUAGAGGCCUGUGCAAGGCGGGGCAAGUUGAUAAAGCUUUUAAAUUUUUCGAGGAGAUGGUCAAAUUUGAGUUGUCUCCAGAUAUUAUUACCUAUAACACUAUGAUAGAUGGGUUGUGUAGGGUUAACAAGGUGGAUAAAGCGCGAGAAUUACUUUUGGAAGUUAGGUCUAGAGAUGGUAUAUCUCCUGAUGUUGUAACUUAUACAUCCACCAUAUCAGGUUAUUGUAAGUUGAAUAUGAUGGAUGAGGCAUCUUUUCUAUUCCAAGAGAUGACGAGUACUGGAAUUAGACCUACCCUUGUUACUUUUAAUAUUCUUAUUGAUGGCUUUGGGAAGGUUGGCAACAUGGCCUCUGUGUCAGCUAUGUAUGAGAAAAUGCUUUAUCUUGGUUGUCUCCCGGAUGUUGUUACCUUUACUUCUCGCAUUGAUGGUUAUUGUCGGAUAGGGCAAGUGGAUGAGGCCUUGAAGCUUUGGCAAGAAAUGGUUGAUAGGAAGCUGUUCCCAAAUAAAUAUACGUUUUCUAUUCUUAUUAUAGCUUUAUGCAAGGAAAAUAGAGUGAAAGAAGCUUGUAAUCUUGUAAGGCAAUUGAAGUUUAGAAAUGAUAUUAUUCCUCAACCCUUUAUGUACAAUCCAGUCAUUGAUGGACUCUGCAAAGCAGGGAAGGUUGAUGAGGCAAAUCAAGUUGUAUCUGAGAUGGAGGAGAGAAGGUGCAAGCAUGAUAAGUAUACGUUUACCAUUCUUAUCAUUGGCCACUGUAUGAAGGGUAGAUUGGUGGAAGCUAUUAAGAUUUUUAAUAGGAUGCUAUCAGUUAAGUGUAAUCCGGAUGACAUUACUGUAAAAUCUUUGCUGUCGUGUCUGGUGAAAGCUGGAAUGCCAGAUGAAGCCUCGCAGAUUAAAAAACAAAUGGCAUUAGGGAAGGUUGAAGUGAGUAUAUCACCUUCCAAAAGAAAGUUGCCAGCUAGUACAAAUAUGGAUAUUCAGGUGGCUGCUUAACUAGAAUGAGGCAUCUGAGUGCAUCAAUGCAUAGCAGUUGGAUGCAUAUCUUCAAUAUUUUGUAUACUGCACAAGCCCAAGCAGUCAAGCACUCAGUUAUGUGCUGUUUACGCUAUAAAGUUUGAAGUUCUUGCAGAUAAAUAGUUGGCCCUUUUAUGAGUGUCUAUCAGAUGUUUGCUUGGACAUCAAUUACAUCUAAUGGAUGAUUAGCUGCUUCAGGUCUUUCACUUAGUUUCUGAUGAGAAAUAUUGACAAGGCUCUUUGGCUUGUCUCCUGUCUUAAAUAUGAGGUUCACAUGUGAGUCAAUCUGAAGCAGGGAGAACAUGCCUUGAAUGUAUGAAGCAGUGAAGUCAACUGCCCCCUUUUAUAUUGUAGCAUCCCAUGCAUAAAAGAAACUCAAAGCAAAGAGAAAUGCACCAUGGUUAUCUGUGCCACAAUUAGGAGACUGGGACCAUAAGGGACUAUUGCCAGAUUACUCUCUUGAUCUCUCAAAAAUCAGAGAAAUGGGGAAUCAAAAUAAAAGAGAUCCUUCAAGGGCUAGU